AGCUGAUUAUCUGUAAGGGGAUUAGAAGUACAGGAUGGUGAGUUAACAGGCACUUCAAAAUUGCUCUUCUCAGCUUCAAUAUUUGCUUUGUGCCAGAGCUCACCUUGCUCCGGGAUAGCGGGAGAUCAGCACGACAAUGGACUAGCAGCAGGUGUUAGAUUUCACUACCCAAGUGCUCUAAUGCUGGUCAUGUCAAGUUGUGGUCUGCAGUCAGGAGUGCCUAAAAUAUCUCUGUAAGCUGCUUAUGACACUCAGCGGGCAGCAGCCUCCUUCCUGCUCCAUCCUGCAGCUUUCAUUUAAAGAAAAGUCCACACUGAAGCCUGACCUCUGACCUCUGAACCUCUCGCACCUGUGUGGACUUCACAAUUGAGCCACCAUACCCCAUCUGCCUGAUGGUUCAUGACAGCAAGAUUCAAACACCUUAGUUUAGACUAGUUCUCAGAACUGUUUGUCCAAAGGGAAGUUUUUCUUAUUUCAAAGAGAUGAAAUGAAGGCCUGAUUGGAAACCAGUCAGAGUGCACACAGCCAGCUUCUAAAAAGCCUGAUUGCUCUGUGCCUUCGUCUUUACAUAUUCACGCUCACAUUUGAUUUACGAAACACACAUCUAAAGCACUGACAUGAUUGAUAUUUAUGAAAAGUGCAACCUUAAAUAUUUCAGUCGGUGGGGCUUUAGAAGCUUCAGCUGUGAGCAAAUGAAGUGAGAAUGAUGAAUUUGGUGGCUUAAAAUUAUAUUAAUUUGUAAACAAGUUUCAGUAUUGCAACAAAAAGGCAUAUGCACAAACAAUAUGCUGUCAUGUUGUUAUGUAGAACAUAAACUCUUUAGCUCAGACAGCCUGACAGUAGAUUGUUAUGCAGCACCUUGUGGUCAAAAGUGUUCAUGCACACUGAGGGUGGCCACCUUUUGGCCAUGUUAGCAGCUUCUUAGCCGUGAGUCACUCAGAAACCUGAGAACGGUCAUGGCAGUUGGGAAGGUGACAUUUACCAAGGUGGAGAGAGAGAAGCUAGCUGAGGUUCUCUGGCUGCUUAAUUGGAUUUCUGUAGUGACAGGAACUAUCCUCUUUGGCCUUGGCUUGUUCCUCAGAGUAGAGAUUCACAAAUGGCAAGAAGUGAUGUCGGAGCAGGGAAUCCUCUAUGUGCCACAUAUGCUGAUCACCACAGGACUAGCAGCCUGCUGCAUCAACUUUUUUGGUGGCAAGAUCUGCCUGGACUGUGCCGACACCAACAAGUUCCUGCGCUGGAAGCUGGUGAUGAUGCCGUACAUCAUAUGCACCUUCUUCUUCACCUCUUGCGUCCUGGCAGGGGCGCUCAUGUGCUACGGCAUUCGCAGCCAAAUGGAGGAAUCCCUGUUUAUGGGCCUGAGGAAUGCCAUGCGAUACUAUAAAGACACAGACACUCCGGGCCGCUGCAACCUGAAGAGAACUGUGGACCUACUGCAGAUCCAGUUCCAGUGCUGUGGGAACACAGGAUACCGAGACUGGUUCCAGAUCCAGUGGAUCAGCAGCCGCUACCUGGACAUGAGCAGCAGUGCUGUGGUAGAUCGUAUGAGGAGUAAUGUGGAGGGGAAGUACCUGAUGGAUGGUGUUCCCUUCAGCUGCUGCAGCACCUUCUCCCCUUGGCCCUGCAUCCAGCACCAUCUCAGCACCAGCUCGACCCAAGACGAGCAAAGCCAGCAGCUGAACCUGUGGAGGCGGGGCUGCCGACAGGCCCUGCUGGACCACUACACCGGCAUCAUGCAGUCGAUCGGCCUCACCGUGCUGCUCAUCUGGCUUUUUGAGCUGCUGGUUCUGACAGGUGUCCGUUAUCUGCAGACAGCCAUGGAGAACGUUCUCCGGCUGGGUGAUCCAGAGUCGGAAUCAGAUGGUUGGAUUUUGGAAAACAGCCUGGCAGAAACAGCCCGGUCCAACUUUAACAUUAUUAAGAACCUGGGAAAGUGUUACCAGGUCGACGACGACCCAAACAUCAACGUCCCGACUGCUGCUGCAGAGGAGGAACUGCCAUCACAGCAGGUCCAGGUCCUCGUGACCAGCUAGCCUCCAGCCUGUGGAGUCAUGGACAGCAGAUGGGAUGAGCUGUUCCAAAGAUGCUUUUGACUCGGGAUAGAAAUCACUUCAUUCUCCAGGAUGCAGAGUGAAUCAAGUGGAUCUGACACGUUUAGCUUCGUCCCAGAGACAAGAACAAAAACGUGAUUGUUUGAUCGAAACAAGUUUGGAACAGUGGCUAAACUUUACCUGCUGAGUCCUUAGAGCUCUCAGAUUUAUGGACCAACAAGGUCUUCUGCCUUCAGAUACGUGAGUUUGAAUAGGUUUUACCUUGAUGGGUUUACAGGUUUAUAAAUGAACUCUUUGUGAUGUUUUUUUAUAUGAUAAGAGGAGUUAUUUUUUAUACUUGAAGUAAAUUACAAAACCAUGAACUGGUACCUUUUGGUCUUUGAUUGCAUUUUUAAUUUUUACCAUUCUCCAAAGAAGUCUGAUCACUGUGAAAAAAAAUCAACAGCCCAUCAGUUAAAGCCUGAAAACAGUACAAAUACAGGGUGGGCCAUUUAUAUGGAUACACCGUAAUAAAAUGGGAAUGGUUGGUGAUGUUAAAGUACAUUAGUAUAUGUGAGGGGGGCAAACUCCUCAAGA
Messenger RNA from Pelmatolapia mariae (spotted tilapia), 2624 nucleotides. RefSeq names its product photoreceptor outer segment membrane glycoprotein 2-like. Gene Ontology annotation, biological process: visual perception. Bases 957 to 2030 code for a protein of 357 amino acids. NCBI's taxonomy places the organism in Eukaryota, Metazoa, Chordata, Actinopteri, Cichliformes, Cichlidae. The record is from RefSeq and is a predicted model, not a curated record. The transcript has 4 exons. Gene Ontology annotation, cellular component: plasma membrane.